Messenger RNA from Harmonia axyridis, 2054 nucleotides. Its product is annotated as caspase-8-like. Gene Ontology annotation, cellular component: cytoplasm. The coding region runs from base 117 to 1844 and encodes 575 amino acids. The transcript is spliced from 8 exons. Gene Ontology annotation, biological process: proteolysis; execution phase of apoptosis; apoptotic process. The record is from RefSeq and is a predicted model, not a curated record. NCBI's taxonomy places the organism in Eukaryota, Metazoa, Arthropoda, Insecta, Coleoptera, Coccinellidae.
ACCGAUAAUCUAUAUUUGGUUAUGUAUAUUUUCGUUGCCUGUGAAUCACAUAGCUUUUCAGGAUUUCAGGUACUUGGAUUUCCUUUAAAUCCUUGACACAAUUGAGUCGAGAUAUCAUGCUAGAAUUGUUUAUCUUAUUUGUUUGUUUAAUUUUUAUUCCGACUCUAUUUUAUAUGAGACAUAUUAGGAAUUCGCAAAGUGAUUGUGAUUCAUCUGGUGAAUCUUCCGAAAGUGAAGACGAAAUGAAGUAUAUUCCAGAUGAAGGGAAAUCCAUUCUAAAGGCCGAAAGAAAUUUGGACACCGACGCUGUGAAUCCUGAAAUAAGUCGUCCAGUUAAGUAUUCAGUGGGUCUUAGUAUAUCAGAUGUCAGAGAAAUAGAAGAAAAUCUAGACGAUUACGAAAAGGUUUCAUUGAUAUUUUUGUUAAGUGAUUACUCUGAUGAUUGCCUCAAUAGAAUCGAAUUAUCGAAAUGGGCGAAGAGAGAGAUGUCAACAUGCUCUUACUGGGAGGAAAAAAUAUGGGAAGCAUUGACCAUCAUCAAAAAUUUUCAAAUUCCAAAUAAGUAUGGUUUCUCCAAGGAAGAGCUCAUCAGGGAAUAUUUCCCUUUCAGUUACUGCGUGUCAAAACAUAUCCCAAAAUUCAAAAAAAUAUUAUAUUUAAUUUGUGAAAAUUUCAAAAAGGAUGAUGAAAAUCGAUUUAUUCAACAAUUAAGGAGGGAUUUAAGAGCGAAAAGUCCGCAUUUUCAUGAUUUUCCUCCAAACAUGGAAAUGGAAAUGUAUUUUUCCUUUCUUCUGAAAACUAAAUAUAUAUCGGAGAAUAAUACAAAAAAUUGCAUGAAAAUAGCAAAGAUGUUGGAUCUUGAAAUCAUUUUCGAUUUAUUCGAACAUAUCAAUAAUAUGAAUGAAAAUCGCAUAUAUGGAAAGGAGGAACAGAAAUCUAAAAUUCACAAACAAUUAUCCAAAAGCAGUUCAAAUAUGUCAUCCGAUCAAUUACAGAUUGAUGAGCAGGAUAUCUCAUUAGCGAAUAGUGAGUCUACUCAAGAUAAUUUUCCAGUUUUCAGAGGAGCUUCCCUCAUAAAUCCACCACCUGAUCACUGUUAUAAAAUGAAUGGUAAUAAAAUAUGCUAUAUUAUAAACCAAAUGCAUUUCUUCUCUGCACCUGAACCAGAAUAUCAGCAUCUGUUACCGCCAAAUAUCGAUAAGGAUAAACUACACCCCAGAUUAGGAAGUAAAUUCGAUUCGGACAGACUCAAAUCUGUAUUCGAGAAGAGAAAUUUUAAAGUUUACAUUGAUGAAAAUCUUUUUCAUUGGAGAAUGAUCGAAGAACUGAAAAAAAUGGUGGAGAGUAUAGAUAAAAAUACCUGUUCCUGUUUCUUUGUGAUAAUUUUAUCUCACGGUAACCAAGGAGUAGUAUAUGGUUCCAAUAGCUGUUAUGUAGAGAUUUCCUCUAUCAUCAAUACAAUGGAUAAUAAGAAAUUUUUUAAAAUUCCAAAAAUUCUCAUUCUCCAAACAUGCCAAGGACCAAAUUUACAAUAUAUUGAGGAAAGUUUGACAACUGAUGGUGAUGAAUCUUCAAUUAAUUCAGUCGAUCCAAAAGCGCCGGAUUUCCUUUUGUUUUCCUCAACAGUCCCUGGAUUUGCUUCUAUAAGGGACAAAAAUAAAGGAACUUGGUUCAUUCAGGAUCUUUGUGACGAAAUUGAAAAAACUGCAGAUAAGGAACAUUUUCUAGACAUCUGUACAAAUACAACUGGAAAGGUUGAAAGUCGUAAAUGGGUGAAAGAUGGUAGAUCGCAUUACCAAAUUGCUUAUACACGCCACACUUUUACGAAGAAAUUGUAUAUAUAGUUUUAAUGUGUCAAAAUGAAACUUUACCUUUAUACCUAACAAUAUUUUAUAUUAUGUUUUGUAAUUGUAUUUUAUAUAAUGUGUUGCACAAGAUUCAUGCACUCCCUAUAUAUCACCAAAAUAUAGAAAGUAUAUUUUCGGAAAUUUAAAUUGACUUAUUUUGAUAGGAAAGAUAAUGGAAAAAUGCUGAAUAAAAAUUUAUUUACAGAA